This is a messenger RNA of Vitrella brassicaformis, 3268 nucleotides long. The record is from the annotation of a GenBank genome assembly. Lineage: Eukaryota; Vitrellaceae.
GUCUGGCUCAUAUCCCUCAGGCCGCGGCGAAGGUAGAUACUCAUCCAUCCGUUCAGUCCACUAAUUAGCGUGUGUCUUAUUUAUCGUGUCCUCUCUCCACAAAUACUCACAUCGAUCGUCAGUCACGAAACCCUUCGGUGGUCCAUACACACACACACACACACACGGGCAUCACACGAAUGAGCUGGCAUGCAGCUCACUCGCAAGCAAAAUUCAGCCACGCAGUGUGUGUGAGUAUAGAGGACGCACCGACUCCCUUCCUCCCUCCCUCCCCCCCGCCUCACCUCAGAGGGCUCUGCUCGCCCUCCGGUCGACCUGGUUCACUCAUACCUGCUGCUCCUGCCUGCCCUUCGCUCGCUACCCACUACACAAUGCCUGGACGCACACACGAUCUGUCUGCGCUAUGUGGUGGGAGUGGCGUUGGUGCCGCCGCCGCCACCACCCUGGCCCUUCCCGCCGCCCCGAUUGCCGCCGUUGCCGCCACGACCCCCGCCGCGACCAGAACCACGGCCUGCACACAGACAGAGACACCACACACCCACGAGACAACAGAGAGUCUUACUAUGCGGGAAGAGAGAGGUGCCUCACUCAACUCAUUCAUUCAGUGCUGUGUGUGCAGUGUACGGGGCUGUUAACAUAACAGGUGACCUUACCUUGUGGUGGGUGUAGGAGCUGUGCGCCCUCCUGCGAUGCGGCCAUGCUGAUGAGCUGCAUGCCGUUCAUGCCGCCAGAGGGAAGGGCGCCGGCCGGGGGGCUGGCCGUGUUGGAGGUGGGGUGGAUCGACUCGGGGUUCUCCUGGUGGCCAGGAUGGUGGUGCGGGUGGGGCGGUGGGGGCCGGUCCCUCUCACGACCUUGCCCUGGUGGCCCUUGCUGCUGCCCUGGUGGCCCUUGCUGCUGCUGCUGUUGUUGGGGAAUGUUGUCCCUGUCUUGCUGCUGCUUCCAGCCGCCCCGCCCCCCACCGGCUCCCCUGCCCCCCCGACCACCGCGACCACCUCUAUCGGCACCUCGAUCGCCGCCUCUAUCAUCCCGCGGGUUGGCCUGAUCGAGCAAGACAACCAUGAGCGGUGGACGAGGGAGGGAGGGUUCGUUCCCUUUGUGGUUUGUCGGGUGUGCGCCUACCUCGUUGUUGGGAGGCCUCUUGCCCCGCCCUCGCGGCCAGCCGCCGACCUGACGCUCCAACUGCAGCCAUGCAGACAGACAGACAGAAAUGAAGGGGCGGAGGGGAUGGGUGAGUGUGUGUGUGUUGUGUGUGUUGGUUGUGCGUCGUCUGUUUGUUUGUUCUGUUUUAGCGGACGGACCUCUUCAAAAGACCUGCGGAUGUCAUCCCGCUCCCUGUCGUGCUUGUCGUACUCCUACACACAUCAUACACACAUGGGACACAGACAUGCACCUUGGCACUCCUCCCUCCCUCCCUCGCUCUCUCUCCCCUCUCUGACCGACCGGUAUGUAUUCGAAGAUGGAGUCGAGAAUCAGCACGGCGUCGUCAACGUUCAUCCUGAGACCGACCAACAUCAAACUCUUCGCAUGGUCGUCGACCCUACACACACACACACACACAGACGGACGGACAGACCGGUCAGAUCCAUCCAUCAAGGAAUGCACCACUGCACUGCUUAGGUCGCUGUCUCUUUCCCACCCACCGACCAGACGUUGCUGAGGUGGGCCUGUUUGGCGACGUCGACGACGUUGCGCGAGUCCCGCUCAUAGAGCCAGGCCUCGCUGCCGGGGCCGGCAGGGAUCUUGUACUCGUGGUAGACGUACUCCAACUCCUGACGGGCAUCUGAAUGAAUGCACUCAGCCAUCCAUCAAUCCAUGGCACACAAGCAGAGCAGUGAAUGGCAUAUAUGGCACCUGACGAAUGUGAUGUGUGGGUGUGGGUGUGUGUGUGUGUGCGCACCGGCAACCUGCUUCUUGGUGUUGCCGAAGAUGCGCACGAGGCAGUGGCCGGGCUGGAUGGUCACACUCUCGUCGAUGCCCGGGUCGCCGGGGUACAACAUCUUCACCUCAACCUGACACACACCACACCACACGCCCCCCCUACUUACUGUGCCCGAGCCCGUGUGCUGUGCUGUGCUGUGCUGUGCACUGCCUCCCUCACUGACGUCGUAAGUGGUGCAGACGCGUCGUAGGUUCUGCCCCUCCCUGCCGUAGAGGAAGUAUGAGACGAGGCUCUCGUCGACCUGGAAGUCGUCCCUGACGGCGUUGCCGUAGUGCUCCCGUCGCCUGCGGACGUUGGCCAUCUUGUUGCCGCGGAUCUCGUGGAACAGCUGGAUCUCGCGCUGGUGCUUGAAGUGCACACCGAACAGAGCUAUCGCGCGGUGGAUGGCCGUCUCCUCACCUGCAGGACAGGCAUUCCAAACACCCCGACGCACGUGCAGGGGUGGGCAGGCUCGUGUGUUGUGUGUCGGGGUGUGUGUGGCUGACUGACCGGUGAGGAUGAGGUGCGAUGCGUCGUCGGCCACCUGAACGCGCAGGAGGUUGGUCUGCGAUAGCACCUGCUGCAGACAGCCGCUGGAGUCCUCCACGUCCGUGUCCAACCAGGGACGAACCUGAACACACACACACACACACACACACACGUGUCCUCUCCCUCCACUGUUUGUGUCUGUGUAGCCGCGCCACUCCCCCGCCCACCCAGACAGACAGACAGACAGGCAGACAGACAGACUGACCUUGGGGUCUAUGUCCAGCUGCCUCUGUUUGAUGGUGCUCUGCUCGAGUGUGGGGGCGUUGUUGAGGGGCCGCAGGACGUCCUUCUCGAAGAUCAUGCUCUGGAUGGUGCCCUCGAACUCGACAAAGUAGAAGUUGCCCUUGACCUGCGUCACCGUCCCCAGCCGCCAGUGCGACGAGCUGUUGUCGGUGUAGGAGAUGAAGACCUCCACCUUGUCGCCCUUGUGCGGCUCCCAGUCGGCAGGGAUGUCCGUCAGGCACGACGGCAGCCGCACGCUCCGCGCCGGGACGACUGCUGGCUGCAUGGCGCCGUCUGGGAAGAGCACCAGGAAGCUGUUGCCGUCGGGCUGGAGGUCCUGAAUCUGCGCCACGUACCACCUGUCGCACCGACCGCCCUCAUCGAUGUUGCACUCCACUGUCGACCCUGGCACCUCGGUCCUCAUGCUGUUGCGCUGUUGUGCGAUGCGUCCGUGAAGGGGGAUGGCUGCGUGUGCACUGGUAUGCGCGCUGAUGCCUGAUAGGCGCUCCGUCCUCCGAGAAAAGGACUGCAACCACUUCUUCAGGGAGAAGAGAACGCAGCUAUCCUGGGGAGUGCCGC